Messenger RNA from Penicillium riverlandense, 3321 nucleotides. RefSeq lists its product as uncharacterized. The transcript has 11 exons. Bases 1 to 3321 code for a protein of 1106 amino acids. Gene Ontology annotation, cellular component: Cul4-RING E3 ubiquitin ligase complex. Gene Ontology annotation, biological process: proteasome-mediated ubiquitin-dependent protein catabolic process. The record is from RefSeq and is a predicted model, not a curated record. Gene Ontology annotation, molecular function: protein binding; monooxygenase activity; oxidoreductase activity, acting on paired donors, with incorporation or reduction of molecular oxygen. Lineage: Eukaryota; Fungi; Ascomycota; Eurotiomycetes; Eurotiales; Aspergillaceae.
AUGGCCAUAAGUCGGGAUUCACCAAAGGCCCUUUUUACGAAGAUAAGCUCCAUCCUCUGGAUCGAUUUCACUGUUCCUGGCAAGUUGACUCGUAUAGACAAUUUACCCUUUCAUCAGGUUGAGCCUGUUAUUUUCAAUACCAGAAGCACCGAAACCCACCAGCGAAAACGCAGGUAUCUGAGUCCGGCAUUUUCGACGAAGAACCUCAAUGAAUACGAGCCUUACAUGACCGUACAAAUCCAGAAAUUAAUGGAGUGCAUUCGCUGCAUGAAUAAUUCUGGAGAGACGCAGCUGGAUUUCAACGAGUAUGCGAAUUACCUAGCUUUCGACGUGAUCAGUGAUUAUGCCUUUGGAAGAUCAUUCGGAUUCCUUGACAAGCAGAGUGACCACUUCAACCUUAUAGCAACAAUUGAUGCCCGCGGAGAAGUCCUCAAUGCACUAGGCCACGUACCACAAUUCCUGCGUCCUCUCAUGAAAUACUUCUUUCUGGACUCUUUCUGGCCCAACGGCCUGCGUGCAACAUCAAACCUGGCAACAAUAGGGACAGAUGCCUACUAUCUCCGCAAAGACCAGCAGGACUCGCGACGAGAUCUGCUCAGUUUCCUGUUCAAUGCCAAAGACCCAGGGAACGGAAACCCUCUCCCCGAGAAAGAAAUUAUUGCGGAAUCUAUCUCGUUUAUCGUGGGUGGCAGUGAUACCACCAGCUCGACAAUGACGAAUAUCGUUGAUAUUGUCUCCCGCUUGCCAGGGGUCCGAAGACAGCUUCAGGCGGAGCUGGAUGAGGCUUUUCCCGGACAGAUGCCAGGCAGCUGGGUGGCUGAUUUUGCGACCGUUAAUAAGCUUCCCGUUUUAAAUGCGGUUCUGCGUGAGACUAUGAGAUUCAAACCGACUAGUUCUACGGGCUUGGAGAGAGUGACGCCGGCUGGGGGCAAAGUGAUCGCUGGGAAAUAUAUCCCAGAAGGUACCUUGGUUAGUGUGCCUACGUUGAAUAUCCACCAUAACCCGGCCAUUUUCACGAAGCCAGACGAAUUUGAUAUAUCACGCUGGCUUGAUAACGCAUCUUCGACAUUGUUGGAUUCUUUUUACCCCUUCUCUCUAGGGCCACGCGCCUGCCUUGGGCGAAACUUUGCAUGGAUGGAGAUGCUGAAAACACUGGCCACGAUCUUGAAGCUAUUUGAGCUGGAAAGGGUGGAAGUAGCAGGCAGUGGAGUUCGGGAAGGGUUCUUUGUGAAGAACAAGGAGUGCCAUUCCCCCUCACUUGCUUCACUCACCGUUCUUAACGCCCCCAUAAUGGCCUCGCCCGGAUCCUCUGAUAAUCAGGAGCCUUCAAACCCGUCUACUGUGUGGCAUCCAGCGCAGGAGUGGUUGGAAGAUGAUGAGCUAGAUAUGGAUUACCACCCGGCACAAGAUAUAACCGAGGACGACGACGAUGAUUGGGAGGACCACAUGGAUGAUGGAUCGGAUGAAGCGGGGAUAGAUGUUUCGGACGAGAACCCGCAUGUCACUCUUGGAAAUAUCCAUAUCGAGCUUGCAACAGGUGAUGAAGAUGAGCAGGAUCAGGGUGCACAUCACCCACGCAUUCCGGCUGCGCGUUUAUUUGAAUUACUCGCAUCGAGCGGUCUCCAACACAUACUUCAGUCCAAUGGAUGGCCUGGCCUAGCGGAGGAAGAGGAGGACGAGGACGACGAUGAAGAUGAUUAUUACUUCAGUGCUUUCAGAAAUCGGCCCAGAGCCAGGCGGAGGACUGGGCCUGUUGAAUACCCUAAAGUACCUAGCGACGAGGGCAAAGAGUUGAUGGGGGAGGGCCACUUUGGAUCCGACCAGUAUUACGUGGAUCGCCUAAAACAGCGCAAAAAGGCCCUUGCAAUGAAUUUGAUGUGGCGAGAACUCGGAAUUGAUGUACAUGGAGUGCAGAAGAGAGCGGAUCAGGCUAUUUCCCAGAAGCUGAUACCGGGCUCCGCCGCAGAUCGGAUCAUCCAUUACGACGCACGAAGUUACUCUGGACAAUUUUCGGACGAUGGAAACUUCUUUUUUUGCUGUGCCCAGGACUUUCGGGUUCGGAUGUACGAUACAUCCAAUCCAUACGAGUGGAAAUACUACAAGACUGUCGAUUAUCCUUUCGGCAGAUGGACAAUCACCGACUCCACGUUGAGUCCUGACAACCGGUUUCUCGUGUACAGUUCAAUACGAAGCAAAGCCUACCUUGCCACAACAGAUCCAGAGGAUGUCUCGGACCCGAUUGUGCUGGAUUUUUCCGGAGUUCCAGGUCGGAGACGACAGCAGCAUGGCUGGGGCGGUCCUGACUUUGGGAUUUGGUCUCUUCGGUUCUCUGGAGACGGUCGUGAGCUCGUCGCGGGAACAGAUGAGGAUUCGGUGAUUGUGUAUGAUCUCGAAACGAAACGGACUGUCCUGAAUCUCCGAGGUCGUCACCAGCACCAUGUCAACGCGGUCUGUUUCGGUGAUUCUUCUUCUCCACACAUUCUCUACUCUGGCUCAGAUGAUACGACACUUCGAGUCUGGGAUCGACGGUCCAUGGGCGAUGGGCGCGAAGCAGGAGUAUUCAUGGGCCACACUGAGGGGCUGACCUACGUCGACAGCAAAGGCGAUGGCCGGUAUGUGCUUUCAAACGGCAAAGACCAAACCAUGAAGUUGUGGGAUUUGCGAAAGAUGAUGACGACCGCCAAAUUCGAUACUAUCGACCCCAACAUCUAUACAACUGACUUUGACUACCGUCAUGGCCCAUACCCAGACGACUGUUACCAGCCACACCCGCACGACUGCUCCGUGGUCACCUUCCGUGGCCAUCGCGUUCUCAAAACUCUGAUCCGCUGCCACUUCUCUCCUCCCGGAAGUACCAACUCUCGUUAUGUUUAUAGCGGCAGCGAAGACGGCAAAGUAUACGUGUACAACCUGGACGCCACCCUGGCUGGUACGAUUGACGUGAGAUCCGCAACGCAGAACUCGCGGCCCCGCGAGCCAGACCCCUUCUCGGCGGCGUAUGGGAUGAGCGGCGAGAUGAUGUGGCGGACCUGUGUGCGAGACGUUAGCUGGCACCCGAAUGCGCCGGUCCUGGCAGCAUCAUCCUGGAAUGGAUGGGGCGGGUCAACCGGUACCUGCACAGUGCAUUCAUGGAACGAUGGUGCCGCAGACGACGAGGGCGACCCUCCAGUUGGUAGUAGCUAUGACGGCAAACUGCGGCCGAUCCCCGAGUUCAACGAGUACCGUGACAACGCCCCGACGACUCAAUCGCGCCGUCCACUGCGAAGUCGGCCUGUCCGGCAACUAUUUGUCGGCGGUGAGCCUAAUUCACCGGAGUGGUAG